AUGCGCCGGAAGUCCUUCUCCUUCCUCCCAGAGAAAGUAAAAAGAAAACUACACCUUGCUUAUCCUGUUUUUGAAGGCGCAGAGGGAGGACGGGUGCAUGCACCCAUAGAGUAUAGUCAACUUAAAGAAUUGGCAGAGUCGGUCAGAAAAUAUGGAGUAACAGCCAACUUUACUCUAGCACAAUUGGACAGGCUGGCCAUGGCCGCCAUGACCCCAGCUGACUGGCAGACGGUGGCGAAAGCAUCGCUUGUCAGCAUGGGCCAAUAUUUGGAAUGGAAAGCUCUCUGGCAUGAAGCUGCACAGGAGCAAGCCAGGGCCAAUGCUAUGGCUCUGACUCCGGAACAGCAACAAUGGACGUUCGACCUCCUGACAGGUCAAGGGCGUUUUGCAGCUAAUCAAACAGAUUAUCACUGGGGUGCAUAUCGGCAAAUUGCUGAUAUGGCCAUUAGGGCCUGGAAGGCACUCUCCAAAAAGGGGGAAGUGAAUAAUCAGCUCACUAAGAUUAUUCAAGGGACCCAGGAGCCUUUUUCAGAUUUUGUGGCGCGAAUGACAGAGGCAGCAGGGCGCAUCUUUGGUGAUCCUGAAACAGCCGCGCCUCUUACUGAACAGCUUAUCUUUGAGAACGCCACUCAGGAAUGUCGCGCGGCCAUAGCCCCAAGAAAGAAUAAAGGACUACAAGAUUGGCUCAGGAUUUGUAGAGAACUUGGUGGUCCCCUUACUAAUGUAGGAUUGGCUGCUGCCAUUUUACAGUCUCAAAAGCGCCCCCUUAAAGGGCCUGACAAAAGAGUUUGCUUUAAAUGUGGAAAGCCGGGGCAUUUUAAAAAGGACUGUAGAGCAUCAGAAAGAGAAAGGGCUCCACCUACCCUCUGUACCCGCUGUGGUAAGGGCUACCACAAAGCUGAGCUAUGUCGCUCAGUAAGGGAUAUAAAGGGCAGAGUUCUCCCUCCUAUGGAGACAUUUGUGAAUAAGAAUCCAAAAAACGGGGCAGUGGGCCCUCGAUCCCAGGGCCCACAAAAAUAUGGGAACAGGUUUAUCAAGGCAACAGACGAGGCUCCCCCGGAAACAGAACAAGAGUGGACUUGUGCGCCUCCUCCGACUUCUUACUAAUGCCCCAGAUGGGGGUGCAGCCUGUC
This is a messenger RNA of Chionomys nivalis (European snow vole), 1133 nucleotides long. Its product is annotated as igE-binding protein-like. Lineage: Eukaryota; Metazoa; Chordata; Mammalia; Rodentia; Cricetidae. The transcript has a single exon. The coding region runs from base 1 to 1107 and encodes 368 amino acids. The record is from RefSeq and is a predicted model, not a curated record. Gene Ontology annotation, biological process: viral process. Gene Ontology annotation, molecular function: zinc ion binding; nucleic acid binding.